Molecule: messenger RNA, 4243 nt
Organism: Talpa occidentalis (Iberian mole)
Lineage: Eukaryota; Metazoa; Chordata; Mammalia; Eulipotyphla; Talpidae
Product: zinc finger protein 350-like
Exons: 3
Coding region: 881-2482 (533 amino acids)
Biological process (GO): negative regulation of transcription by RNA polymerase II
Molecular function (GO): DNA-binding transcription repressor activity, RNA polymerase II-specific
Source: RefSeq, a predicted model, not a curated record
UUAGCUUCUGUCCGCGCCGCACAGCCCUGUCAAUCUUCUGAAUAUUGAAAGGACUCUAGAAAAAUAGCAUCUUAACAAAAGCGUCACUAUUUUGGGGUCGGAUGUUUCCUGUGGGGAGGCAGCGGUCGGGGUGUCUGGUCCCCGUGUAGGUGCGGGUCUUUCCUCCCCGUGCGUUUGUCACCCCCCAUUCUCGGGGUACUGUGUGUGGAGGGCACGUGUUGUGGGGAGAUGCCUGCUCGGAUCUUCUUGAGCUUCCUGAGUGGGAGGUUUGGGAAGUUUCCUCAGUUCGGAGAAAUUCUCAGCUUUGGAUCCUUGGCUUUUCUUCUCCAUUGUUCCAUGUCCUUCUCAAGCGCCGGGAUGCCGGCCUCCCCCUGGCGUUCUCUGACCUCCUAUGCGGUUUCUUUCUCUGUCUCUUGGUGCACUGUGGAGAUUGCCUUUAAUUGUACUUUAUUUUCAGUAGUUAUCUAUGUCACAUAUGUAAAUUAGCUCAAUGUAAAUUAGCUCAUGUAAAUUAGCUCCUUACCAACGUGCCUGUAAGCAUGGCCUGUGCACAUGCUCAUGCCUGUGUCCAUUCAUGCCCUCAUGCGCCAACCCCUCCUGUGGUCUCCUCUGUUUCUGUCAAUAGGUUGAGCACAGUCACUCCCCAUGCAUUCCAGCUAAUUCUGGAUUUGAGUCUGUCAGUGCAGACGCGAUGGGGCAGUGCUCAUUCAUCAUGACAGCACUAAGACAGAAUGUUUAUACACGUGAGGUGUCCUGUCUAUGGGCUAGCAAGACUUCAUAAGUUACAAGACUCAUCAAUGGAAUGAAGCAUAAGUGAAUGCAGAACGAUACGGUUAUUCAUAUUGCAUAUUCUAUUUAAUGUUUUCUUCUUAUACAAGGUAUGAGAGCAUCCUGGAUGCUUGCGUGGGGGCUUCCUAAUGAAACGAGCGGAGAGCGUGUCAGGUUCCGCCCGUGUCCUCACGAAGCCUCUCACGCCCCCUCUGCUGUGCAGGCCCCGCUGACCUUCGCCGAGGUCGCCGUGUGCUUCAGCCCAGAGGAGUGGCGGCUCCUGGCCCCCACGCAGAAGGACCUGUACCGGGAGGUGAUGCUGGAGACCUACAGCCACCUGGUGUCCAUGGGUUACGGAGCCCGCCCGCCAGAGUGGCUCUGCAGAGGGGAAGGAGGCGAGCUGCCGUGGACUAUGGACAGCAAAAUGCACUUUCAUGCCUGCUUAGGAACCUGGAAAACUGAAGCUUAUUUGCAGGAGCCCUUACAAAAGGAGAGCACGCAGGGCAGCCUGGGACAAUGCCGUGAACACAGCCCCUGGGCAGGUACUGCUCAGCAGAGCUCAGAUCAUCUUGCGUUAGGGGAGAAUCGGGGUCUGCAUGGCCCAUACAGGACAAGCACGAGCUCCGAUUUAACUUCGGUUGCUCAGAGCAGAAGCUGUGAAGUAAAGGGCACCACGGAGCUGACUGGGGACUCCUUCCUCCCAGCUUGCCAGGAGCGGCGUCAGCCUGAAAUGAAUCUCCCUGAAAACCGGAAACUUAUCAUCACUAAGUCACAAUUCGUCAAUCCUCAGAACCCUCGAAAAAUCAAGAAACCGCUUGUGUGCAGGGAGUGUGGAAAGGUCUUCUCCAGAAAGUUCAUGCUCACCGAACACCAGAGGACACAUACCGGGGAGAAACCUUACGAAUGUACUGACUGUGGCAAAGCUUUUUUCAGGAAGUCACAUCUCAGUGUGCAUCAGAAGAUACACAGAGGAGAGAAACCUUUUGUUUGCGGGGUUUGUGGGAAAAGCUUCGUCCACAAGGGCAGCUGCCUGGUGCACAUGCGGACUCACACAGGCGAGAAGCCUUUUGUGUGCGGCGGCUGUGGAAAAGGCUUUGUCUACAAGGGCAGUUGCCUGGUGCACAUGCGGAUUCAUACAGGCGAGAAGCCAUUUAUAUGUAGUCAGUGUGGAAAGGGCUUCAUCAAGAAGCCAGACCUCAUCACACACCAGCGGGGGACUAGAGGUGAGAAACCACAUAUGUGCAAUGAAUGUGGAAAAACGUUCUGCGUGAAGAGAGAUCUCAUUAGGCAUCAGAGAAUGCACACAGGAGAGAGACCCUACACCUGCAGUGAGUGUGGGAAAGCUUUCUCCUACAGGUCUUUCCUUCUGAAACAUAAGAGGGUGCAUACUAGAGAGAAAGUGAGAGAUUCGGUCAAGGUAGCAAAUCCUGCUGAGCGGCACAGCCCGUCCCAGACCAGUGUUCCCUUGACAAAGAAAUGCCUCGUUAAUCCUGUGAUGAUGCCAGUGCCUGCUGUGACCCCUCAGAUGACAUUAAACACCACAGGGUUCCUGGUAGACAGGGGUGUGGUCCUAGUGGGCCAGCCUGUGGCCAGAGGUGCCCCCGUAGGACUCAACAGUGGGUUUGCACACACGGGAAACUUUAUGAAUGCAGUGAACGUGGUUGUGCCUUCAGGGAUCAAUUGUGUCUUAUUUUAUGUUCCAGGAAGCCAGUAGACAGGCACUGAGAUCUUCUUUGUGGAGAAGUGUUUACCCCAACCUCCGAGUUCAUGUUUUGUCUGAAAAGUAUAGACUCAGGAACCGUAUAAACGCAGCAUCUGACAGAGACUGCUGUUCAUCCCCUAGAAUCCAUAGGCUGAUACUGAGAUAACAUUUGACCUUAACCCAAUCACAUCAGUUGCUGCACUGUAUCAAAUUAAGGGAAGCCUAAAUUUAUCUAAUGGAGGAAAUAAUUGAGUCAGUUUUAUAAACCUAUAAUCUAUAUGUGGAAUGUUGUAAUGAAGGAACGCCCCACAAAAGCACUAAUACUCCUCGGUGGGCUAUGAGGAUGUUACCAUCAAUUCUGUUCCUCCUGUUCAGGAGGUUUUGUGGGAAACUGCAGCGUCUGCCGUUACCUUUGAAGGCUUGUGUUACACGAGGGACUUGCACAACAGCCUUAGGCCGUCAGUUCAUUUACUGAUCCACUUUUGUUGAAUCCACCUUUGUACCUGGUUCCUUUGUCUUCAGCCAACUGCAGCCCCUUAGCACAUGAGUUGCUUUGAGAUGGCAUGUGUUCUGUCCCCCAGUAGAGUUGCCUGGUCAUUUUUUCACUAUUUAAAUUUUAAAAUUUAAGGUCCUCAUUUGUAGUAGGCCAAUUUCAAGAACUAGGUGUCCUGGAGAUGGGGGGGGGUCUACACCCCCAAACAGCACAGACGAGCCAGGCGCCUCUGUAGCUGCUGAGGCUGAAAAGGAGGCCCAGAGACAAACCGAUGUCAUUCCCAGUGUCCAGAGACUUCUGUCACAGCGCUGGCUAAAUGGUAUUAUAUUUCUGAGCACAGACAGAUUACAUACUGGUGUGGAAAGUGAAUGAAUUGGUUACAGGAUGUUAUCCUUAGGGGAAUGAGCUGUGGGGGCACUUUCAGUCACACAUGGUCUCCCCUACAGGGUGUGAUCACAGGCUGAAUAACUGAGUCUAAAGUGGGCAGAGCAGAAAAGGAAUUCUCAGGAUAAAUAAAAAGGAGAACAAGAAUCUUAGUCUUUAAGAAUGGAGGAGAACAGAGUUGGUGGCGGUGAGAUCCCUAAGGGCUGGCCUUGAAAACACCUGUUUACUUGUCCUCAUCCUGUUGGUGUGGACCAGGAGUAGGACAUUUGUGAAGGAGGCCAGAAACUAAAGCUGCUGUAGGUGGGGGUUGAAAUGAUCAACAUAAUCGUUACAGGAGCUAUAGAAAAGUAAAGUAUCUGGAGGUGAAUAUAUGGAGAUUGGGAGCCACUGUAGGAACUGUGGGUCCUUUCCAAGCUACCUGUUCAAACCAAAUAAAGAAAAAAUCCCUAGGAGCCAGCCCCAGAAGUGUUUUGACUGCAGUUAACAAUUCCACAAAGGAACAGCCCCUCCCAAAGAGAAGAAUAUGCCAUGAGUGCGCCUUGUGCCCAUGCCUGGGGAGGGGCAGCUCUCCUGCCCGCAGGUGCCCAUGCCAGCAUCUCAUAGCAAAUCUGUCCCUUCCGGGGCAGCUCUCUGCCCGCUGUGUCUGUGCAAGCGUCCUUUACUGUUCUUUCUCCUUUUUAUAAUAAACCUGCCUUUUGAAUAAAACUAAACGUCUCUGCCUCGUGGGGAAAUUCACUGUGUGUCGCUGAAAGGGGAGCUCUGGUGUAACUUCUACCGGGAACCCAAGGGCCUCCCUCUCCGAACCCCACACCUCACAAACCCACAUCACUCUCACCCUUGACCACGGCCACCCUUUCCAAGCUCCGGUUCCACUGGUAGCUGCUGACCUGAGAAUG